GCAACGUCUUCCUCCGCGUCGCGUGCCUCCAACAAAGCAGCUGUUGCUCGCGCGAAGUGCGCACCAAAGAAACAUACACACGCAAGUCUCCCACAUGCCCGGUAACAGCAGUGUUUACCGUUUGAAUUGGACCCGGUCCCCCCCACGCCGACCGCUGUAUGGUUCAUUCCAGCGUCUCUGUAUCCUCAGUGCGAGGUGUGUUUCUGUCCGUCUUCAACACGGAGCCAAGGCGGCUCAGUCACUCCGCCGACAAAGCCAGCAGAGCGCAUUUCGAUGGAGAGGUUAACGCCGAGCAGAGAUCUUCGCGUGCACGACUGUUUUGUGCCGAACUGUUAAUGGGAAUGCUUCAACUGACUGCAGUAACUGUCUCUGAAUCACCUUGGCCCUUGGCUGCGGGGCCGUGAGCAGCUACCAUGACUUAUCCCAACACCAGCACACUGACAGCCAACUCCAGCGGAGCUCUGGACGGCCAUGACUCCGGGGGAAACAUCUACCUGCCUUUUUCUGUUUUCAGCGUGCUCACUCUUACUUUACUGUCAAUGCUGGUGGUGGCCACCUUUGUGUGGAACUUGUUGGUGCUGGUUACCAUCCUGAGGGUGAGGACAUUCCACCGGGUGCCCCACAACCUCGUGGCUUCCAUGGCCAUCUCCGACGUGAUGGUGGCCGCCCUGGUCAUGCCGCUCAGUCUCGUCCACGAGCUGAACGGCAGGCUGUGGAAACUGGGCCGCGUGCUCUGCCAGGUGUGGAUCUCCUUCGACGUGCUCUGCUGCACGGCCAGCAUCUGGAACGUGACGGCCAUCGCUCUGGACCGCUACUGGUCCAUCACCAGGCACCUGGAGUACACGCUCAAGACGCGCAAAAAGAUCUCCAACGUGAUGAUCGCACUCACGUGGCUGCUGUCCUCCAUCAUUUCCCUGUCGCCUCUUUUCGGCUGGGGGGAGACCUACACGGAGGGGAUGAAGUGCCAGGUGAGCCAGGAGCCGUCCUACACAAUCUUCUCCACCUUCGGAGCAUUUUACCUGCCGCUUUGUGUGGUGCUCUUUGUUUAUUGGAAGAUCUACAAGGCUGCCAAGUUUCGAAUUGGUUCCCGCAAGACCAACACAAUAACACCCAUGGCUGAGGUAAAGGACGAAACACAUCAACCGCAGAUGGUGUUCACUGUGCGCCACGCCACCGUGACCUUCCAGACAGAUGGGGACACAUGGCGUGAGCAGAAGGAGAAGAAGGCGGCGCUGAUGGUGGGCAUUUUGAUCGGCGUGUUUGUACUUUGCUGGAUCCCCUUCUUCAUCACCGAGCUCAUCGUCCCACUGUGCUCCUGUGACAUCCCGCCCAUCUGGAAGAGCAUCUUCCUGUGGCUGGGGUACUCCAACUCCUUCUUUAAUCCGCUAAUAUACACCGCCUUCAAUAAGAACUACAACAACGCCCUGAAAAACCUCUUCUCCCGGCAGCGCUGAGCCACUCGGCAUGCUGGGAAGACACACAUACACCAGCACGCACUCCACAGCGUUACUCCUCCAGGCAGAGAAGGACUGACCUGUCUGUAUCCGUCACUCAAUCGUCCUUCAGAUGGAUGAUAACCAGAGACUGUCUGAAAAAACUCUUUAUUUAUGUGUUUUUAUUUAUGUGUUGUUUUGUUUAUUACCCUGCUGAGGUAACCUCACAGCUGGACUGAAACGGGUGUCUGAGCUACUGUAUCUACAAAGAGAGGAAUAAAUUGGUUGUGUUGCAGGCGGCAGUGAUGGUUGCAGUGCCGUCUACAAGUUGGUUUCCUUCUGCCGUUUCAGGCUUAUUAGGGAGGAAGCCAUGUUAACUCACUCGUAAACAGUUUCAUCAUAUGUGGUGCUGCUGGGAAUGAUUUCAAAGUAAAGCUGGAAAAAAAAUUCAAGAAAAACCUUUUAGAACUGCACAAAAGAUCCUGAUAAUCAAUGAACCAACAAAUUGUGUAUUAUUUUCUAAACUAUACACAACAAAAUGCUCAUCUUAGAUGAUGAAAAAAAUGGCUUUGAUUCUAGAAAAGAAGGAUUUGAGUAAAGAAACUACCUUAUAGCUGAGUAGACAUGAACUCCCUGACUUCACAUGUAAUGUAUUCAUACAGACCUGUAGAUAAAUGUACAAUCUCUCCUCUGAUGCUGGAUACACCAAUUCUCUUUGCACAAACAACCACACACGCCAUUGACUUUUAUAAAGCAGGAAAAUAGCAGAACAAGUUAUCAUUUGCAUUAUCUCGGAAUAGAUGCAUUGUAGCUGCAGCCACAUCUCACAGCAGAUAAACAAAGUAACCAGGUACAGAGGAUGUGUGGACUGGUGUAAAGCUAUUCAAAGCAUUAUCGCAACUACAGAUUCUGUAGCCCGAGAGGUCAAUAGAAAUUAAAUCAGCAAAUAAAAAUAAUAAUAUUGCAUUAUUGUAUAAAGAAGCUUAAGUGCCGAGCCAAUGCAUGUUUAAAAGAAUGACUUGUGACUUUAUAUUACAGUAGGGGAGUUAUGGGAAUAAGAGAAGAUAAUGUUAAUCAAUACCAAUAUCUCUGUUGGGCUCAGCACACAAAACCUAUGCCUCAGUUAGUCUCAUGAUGUUUUUUAUACGACUCCCUUGUUUCCUGCACAAAUUGCCUCUUUCUUCUUAAAGUGUUCAACACUGUAGAAGCAGUAAGUGAUCCUUUAUUUUGGUGUGUAAUAUACUGUAACGUGAGGAAUCACGCAUGACAAAUUAAUCCUCGGCAAAUAGUUGUGCUACAUGUAUUUGAGCUCCUGAGAGCAACAUCAAAGUAUCACAAAUCCAAUAAGAUGUUGAAAAGUGCAUCUAAUGUCGCUGUCAAGUGAAAACCAUGUAUCUCCGAAUUUGGCGAUUUUGAACCCUUCAGAUAAACGGAAGGAUUACACGUUAACUAUGGUUUAAGGAAAUGAUCCUAUUCUUGAGCUAAAUAAACCAUUUAACUAGACUAAGAGUCUACAUGAUAACUUUAGCAUGAUAACAUGCGCAGAAUGGCAACGCUAACAUGUUGAUUUUUAGCUUUCUUAAGUGUGUUCACAUGCUAACAUUUGCUAAUUAGCACUAAAUACAAAGUGCAUCUGAUUAAAACAAAUUAAAGCUUUGGCUUGGUUAUAGCGCUAGAUGAAAAGUUAGGGGGAUCACCAAUGUCAUUACCAAUCAUCCUGAGGGGGACUUGAAUGUAUGUGCCAAUUACGUGGCAAUUCCUUUCGAAACAUCUCACUGAAAAACACAAGUGGUGCUAGAGGAAAAAGUCAGGGGAUCCCAAAAGUCCUAAGGACUCAUCACGCCAAAUGUCAUGCCAAUCUAUCCAAUAGUUUUUGAGGUAUUUCACUUCGGACCAAGUGGUAGUCUCAUCGUCGUGAACUGACAUUGCCAUCCUUAAAGCCAUGACGGUAGCAAGGCUAAAUAAAACAUUGUGUUUUCAAAAUGCAUUGUUUCAAAGCUUAAAAUGGGUGUUUUAGCUCAUGAAAAGUUUAUAUUUUAGAGAUACAUAGUUUUCACAUGACUUAAAGUGUUAUAACAGAAUACAAUAGAAUACUAUAAAAAUUAUCCUUUUUCUACACAUUUUUUGUACACAAAGUUAGACUAUGAUCUUAUGAUCUGUAAGACAAGACUGCACCUGGUCUCUACCCGACCUCAACCUUUUACCUUAAUUUAUACUGACAGACCUCAAAUGACAUGGAAUAUAUAUAUAUAUAUAUAUAUACAGUAUAUACACAUACACACAAAAUAGCCUCAAUUGUAAUACAAAUAUACAAUAGUAAUUUAGAUUAUACUACAUAUCCAGUUAAACAGAGUAAUGUAUCAUGAUGAGGAAACAUAAAUAUAUAUGAAAAGAAAAUACGCCCACUGACUGCAAUGGUGGUUUUAGUGAAAACAAUAUUCUGUGGUGAAUGAUGAAAUGCAUGGAAUAUAGAUAGAAAUAGAAAUCCUAGAUAUGGUUAAAAAGAAGAAAAAGACAGUGCUGGUGACAACGGAUCUCUCUUAGCACUCCUUAUAUGUAUUAAUCGCAUGACUCGCUGGUUGACUUGGAGCCAUUUGGUGCUCUUCAGGAUUCACUUUUUCAAAUUACAUCUCACUGCUCCCCAGAUUGCCCGAGGAUGGUUGAUUAUUCACCCAUUGCGCCUCUUAGGUCUUGUUCUGUGUGGUGACCCAGCUCAGGAAAAGCAAAUGUUGCAGAAAUGUGUUGUUUGCCAUUCAUCUCAGUAUCCAUUUUCAUGUUCAAAAGAGGUAAAAAAAGAAAAGAAAAUGUGGACAAUUACCUCCAUCAGAGGCACCUUUUGGAAAUCCAUACUUGUUUUCAUAAAAGCAGACCCAAAAGAAGAGGGAAUCUGAUGUGUUAUUGUGUCAGUGUGUUUUCAAUGUGUGCAUGUUUUCUUCCACAGAAGCCUUGGCUGAUAAAAUUGACAAUAAACGAGCCCUUGAUUUGUGAUACACAGCGUCAAAGUUGGCACUUUGGCAUGAAAGCUUAUGAAAGUAAGAGCUGUUCAGGUUGAGCCACGAGGCAUACUGCUAGAUUUUUGCCAACAGUUGGCUACAGACACACACACAUGCCCGCAUAGAAUGAGAGGGAGAAAGAAUUCAGUGUUCUAGUUUUGAUAAUAAUUCACUUUUAUGAUCAUCAUUGCCCAACUACUGGAAGUCAUUUUAUAAACAGGCAUUAGCUCUUCCCAUCUCUCUACGGGGCCACUGCCAGCAUGCGCAUUUCAGAGCCAGGAGUGAGACCGCUUCUGUUCAAAGGAGCACAUCCAUCCAUGUUUUGAGGGAAGACAGGAUGCAUGAAAAUGGGUCUUGGCUAAACUGACUUAGGAUUAGAACCAGAUGCCUCUGGCAAGGCAAACCUGUUAUUUAGCCACUGAAUUUUACAGAAAUAGAUGCAACAAACAAAGAAAUAUGACAACAGAAUAUGUGGGCAAAUAGAGACAUGUGAGGAUGUUAAUAAAGAAACAUUUGUAUGAAAUAGGUUUUACCACUAUAAAUAGCACCUGUUGUAUGCAUAUCUGCUCUCUUUCUGCACAUGGAUUUCUGUAUACCACAUAUGUUCUGUAAUAUCCCAGCCAGCUCACAUGUAAACACAGAUAUCUGCAGUUUGCCAACACUAGCCUCUGGUAACAAUAGAUCAGGCUUUAAGUUAUGGGUGAAGGGCACAUGGGGCCGACAUGUAGUGUUGAAUGACCAGAUGUCCCGCAUUGCCUCAUCUCUCUUAUCUUCACAACAGAGUGGGCUCAGUCUCUUACUGGCUGAGGUGUCGGCGACUGUGUGACUCUGUUGUUGUUCCACUUGUUAUUCUACGACGGCUCAGUCUUAUCCAACUAGAAACUGCACAGCAGGACCGUGAAGAGGAGGAUUCUAUAGUGAGCAUAUGUAUAUAUGUGAUCUGAAUGAGCACAUCGCUUUCUCUUUCUUAACCUCCGCGCGGCUUCUUGCUGGCUUUAAACUCAGGUUCUCGGGGGCAAAAACAGAGCGGAUUGUAGGAGAACGGAAAAUCCUAAAUACUCCAGAGGAGAUACGAGAUGAGAAACCUGUCUUUGCCUCGGGACAGAACUCGGAUGGACAGUGCUUCCUGGAUUUUCUUAUUUCAUACUUUAAUUCAUAAGCUCUGCGAAAAUGCUGGGCUGUAAC
Messenger RNA from Anarrhichthys ocellatus (wolf-eel), 5611 nucleotides. RefSeq names its product 5-hydroxytryptamine (serotonin) receptor 5A, genome duplicate b (gene htr5ab). The transcript has 3 exons. NCBI's taxonomy places the organism in Eukaryota, Metazoa, Chordata, Actinopteri, Perciformes, Anarhichadidae. The record is from RefSeq and is a predicted model, not a curated record. Gene Ontology annotation, cellular component: plasma membrane. Gene Ontology annotation, biological process: adenylate cyclase-activating adrenergic receptor signaling pathway; positive regulation of MAPK cascade. Gene Ontology annotation, molecular function: G protein-coupled serotonin receptor activity. Bases 414 to 1454 code for a protein of 346 amino acids.